Messenger RNA from Pelecanus crispus (Dalmatian pelican), 574 nucleotides. The record is from RefSeq and is a predicted model, not a curated record. Lineage: Eukaryota; Metazoa; Chordata; Aves; Pelecaniformes; Pelecanidae.
CGCUUGUCGUGGCUGUCCUGCGCUUCAUUCAGCUGAAGCCGAAGGUACUAAACCCUUGGCUGAACGUCAGCGGCUUGGUGGCGUUAUGCUUGGCCUCUUUCGGGAUGACCCUACUCGGCAACUUUCAGCUUUCCAAUGAUGAAGAGAUCCACAAUGUGGGCACAUCACUGACCUUUGGCUUUGGGACCUUGGCAUGCUGGAUCCAGUCUGCCCUCACCCUCAAGAUCAACCUCAAGAACGAGGGACGGAAAGUCGGGAUUCCACGGGUCGCCCUGUCGGCCAGCAUCACCCUUUGCGUGGUACUCUAUUUCAUCCUAAUGGCACAGGGCAUCCACAUGCAUGCUUCUAGGAUCCAGUGGGGCCUGGUGAUGUGCUUCCUGUGCUACUUUGGCACCUUUGCAGUGGAGUUCAGGCACUACAGAUUUGAGAUCGUUUGUUCUGAGUACCAGGAAAACUUUCUGAGCUUUUCUGAAAGCUUAUCGGAAGCCUCUGAGUACCAGACAGACCAGGUGUAGCCUGUCCUCUGGUGUGUGGGGGGGGCAGGUGUGGUCUCAUGGGUUAAACAUGACCUCAU